Molecule: messenger RNA, 2120 nt
Organism: Dissoconium aciculare CBS 342.82
Lineage: Eukaryota; Fungi; Ascomycota; Dothideomycetes; Mycosphaerellales; Dissoconiaceae
Exons: 5
Coding region: 70-1851 (593 amino acids)
Source: RefSeq, a predicted model, not a curated record
CCCAUCAUCUCCAACCUGCAUCAUCCGCCGCGACAUUUGCUGCUUGGCCUGCCUUGCUACCGAACUUUAAUGUUUCCCAGAGCUUGCCGUCUCACUCCUCAUCACAGUAUUAUAUUAUACUAUACUAUACCGAGUGGUAUUCGGUUAGUGCUGAGACUCCACAUUGUUGAAUCCGUUGGCCGUUUUGGCUGGUCUCGUCUCCGUCUGUCGCGAGAAAGCAGCAUGUCGGCUCCUCUGGGCUCCGUGCCGGUGCCAAACAAUGCUCAACUCGACCGUGGCUACGGCGUGGGCGCAUCCGACUUCGCCGAUGAGGCGCCACUCUCCCAAUCCUCCCACGGAUAUGGGGAGUUGGGGACCAACAACGACGGCAACUUUAAGCGCUCUGCCUCCUCCGCAUCGACCACGGUCGGCGGCGGUGUGUCGCGCAGCAAUACCCUGAAGAAGCGCUCCAGCGUGCGCCGGACGGGGAGCUUGAAGCGCAGCGGUAGCCGGAAAAGCCUCCGGGCUGGCAGCAUCAAGGGUUUCGGUGGCCUCGACAGCGAUGACUUCAACAGCGCAUUCCACACUCCGAUCCCUACCAAUGGCUCCCCCACCGAAGCACUCGCGAACCGAUUCCAGGCGUGGCGCCAGCUGCUCAAAUCCCUCAUCACAUACUUUCGCGAGAUUCAGAAUUCCUACGAGAUGCGCGCCAAAGCACUGCACAAGGUCCAGAACACCAUCUCGAACCUGAGCCAUCCGGCGGUCUUCAUGGACGAGAAUGGUCUGGGCGAGGCCAACAAGUCCCGGGACAUCGAGGAUGACGUCAUCGGCGCACUGACCGGCCUGCGCAGCGACCUCAGCCAGAAGAUCAAAGAGAUCAAGAGCUUGAGCGGCGACUUCAAGAACUCGGUCGAGAAAGAGAAGGAAUCGACCAGAAAGGAAGUCGACAGGCUGCAAGAUGCAUUGGAGAAUGCGAGCAUUGCAGACGCCAGCGGCAAGGGCGAUCCCUACGUGGUCCGACUUGGGGUUGACCGAGCAAUUGAGAAGCAAAUCGACGAGGAGAACUACCUGCACCGAGCAUAUUUGAACUUGGAGAGCUCGGGUCGUGAGCUCGAGUCCAUCGUGGUUGGCGAGAUCCAGAAGGCGUACAACGCGUUGGCCGGGAUCCUGAAGCGCGAAGGGGACGAUGCAUACACCACCGUCGAGAACCUCCGCACCGGUCCUAUCACGAUGCCCAAGGACCAGGAGUGGUUGCAAUUCGUGACCCGCGACGAACACUUCGUCGACCCUAGCAUCCCUCUGCGACGUGUCGAGGACAUUGAAUACCCUGGCAAACACCACCCAGCCGCGGCUGAGAUCCGCGCCGGUAUGCUGGAACGUAAGAGCAAGUACCUGAAGUCAUACACUGCCGGAUGGUAUGUCCUCUCGCCCACCCACUUGCACGAGUUCAAGUCGGCAGACAAGAUCUACACCCAGCCGCCCGUCAUGUCGUUGUACCUUCCCGAGCAGAAGUUAGGCUCUCACUCCGAGCCGGGCUCAUCCAGCCAGAAGUUCAUGCUCAAGGGCAAGCAGACGGGAGGUCUCCACAAGGGCCACAACUGGGUCUUCCGGGCGGAAUCGAGUGACACCAUGUUGGCUUGGUACGAGGACAUCAAGAACCUGACGGAGAAGACCGGCGAGGAGCGCAACGCCUUCGUCCGACAGCACGCCCGAAGCGUCAGCGGUCAGAGCGAUCGCGCCACCGUCAGCAGCGACGGCAUGGAAGAGGAUGAAGCCGACGCGACCCCAUACUCUGCGGCUUCAGCAGCUUACGCCGAGCCAGUUCAGCGGGCGCAGCGACCGCAGCCAGGUGAGCGGGAGAUUCCCAUCUGAUAUGGCCCUUCGCACCAUCGGCGCGGCCCAUGCGCCUGCCGACGAUUCCGACGACGAGCGGGACGUCAUCGCCGCAGCCGGCGCGGUCCCCGGAUCGGCCAUGCGAAGCUACGGUGACAGCGACCCUUACCGCCUCGACGGCGUCGAUUCUCAUCUGGGGACCGCGCCGAGCACCGCGCCCGCUGGUCAGGAACUUUUCGUGAGCCCGACAUCCGCCGCCAGAGAGGAACCGACGAUUCCCGUCGCCGCUGUCGGCGCAGCCGCCCCCG